UGUUUGUGACUCUGCAGUUGUAACAUUUAAGUUAGUGUCAGUGUGUUGGUGAAUUGACUAGUGUAAUAUUGCUGGCUGGCUAACCAGUGUUAGCUCGCUAGUUGAGUUGAGAUAAGCAAUCACGUGACUGAGGAUUUCUGACCGCUUGGGAAGGCCCUUCAUGCAGCUUGACCGUUUUUAAAGUUUUAUAGCUAAACUCUGUGAUCUGCACGUAUAUUUGAAAACAGUGGUCUACAAGAUAAAGACUGCGGAGGACGCAGUUUGGAUUUGACACUAUGAAGAAUUAUGAUGAUACCACAGCGUUCCUGGGUCAGUGGGGACGUUUCCAGCAGAUUGUCUUCUUCAUGCUCUGUGCCAGCAUCUUUCCCAAUGGAUUUGGUGCUCUCUCUGUUGUCUUUGUGACCGACAUUCCCAGACACCACUGCCUGGUUCCUGAGGUCAACCUGACCCAAGAUUGGCACAAUGCCAUCAUCCCGUUGGAGGUGGUGAAUGGAAAACAGGAGCUGAGCAGGUGCAGCAGGUACAGGCUGGAUGUGGUCAGAAAUCUCUCGGCUCAGGGAUUCAUUCCAGGCAGAGAUGUCAACCUCACCGACCUGGAGCAGGAGGGCUGUGUGGACGGGUGGAGCUACAGCACCAACAUCUACCAAUCUACCAUAGUCUCUGAGUUUGACCUGGUGUGCAGUGAGCAGUGGAAGCAGCCGUUUACCUCUACAGUUUUCUUCUUGGGAGUUCUUUUUGGAUCCUUCUUCUCAGGGCAGCUCUCAGACAGGUUUGGGAGAAAGCCUGUUCUCUUUUUAACCAUGGCAGUCCAGACAAUUUUUACCUUUGCUGAAAUCUUUUCACCUUCUUGGACGGUGUUCUCCAUCCUCUUCUUCAUCAAUGGUCUGGGACAGUGCUCCAACUAUGUAUCUGCUUUUGUGCUGGGUACUGAAAUCUUGACUGGAGAUGUGCGGGUCCUGUUCUCAUCUAUGGGUGUAGGUCUGGGCUUUGUUUUCGGCUACAUGAUGCUGCCUCUCUUUGCUUACUGUUUUAGAGCCUGGAAAUCUCUCCUGUUGGCUCUGUCUGUGCCUGGCCUGCUCUACCCCACCCUCUGGUGGUUCAUCCCGGAAUCUCCUCGGUGGCUACUCUCUCAGGGAAGAGUGGAGGAGGCCGAGGCCAUAGUGAGAAAGGCUGCUACGAAGAACAAAGUUGAGGCUCCACGGGUCAUCUUUGAAGAUUACAGUGCACAUGCUGAUGAGACAAAGAAACACCCAAAGGAACACUACAAUGUCUUCAGCCUGCUGAGGACAAGAAACUUGAGAAACACAACUGUCAUUCUGUGCCUGGUGUGGUUCGCUCUGAGUAUUGGAUACUUUGCCCUGUCCCUGAACACAUCCCGACUUCAUGCCGAUCCUUAUAUCAGCUGCUUCAUCUCAGCAGCUGUAGAGGUACCAGCAUACAUUUCCAGCUGGCUGGUGAUGAGAUACCUACCAAGACGACUGUCUGCCAUCUGUAUCUUGCUCCUUGUCGGAGGGUCACUGUACUUCAUUCAACUGGUGCCUCAAAGUUUAUCAAAUCUGUCUGUUGCUCUGGAGAUGCUGGGUAAAUUUGGUAUCACCACUGGUACAGCCCUGAUGUUUGCCUACACUGCAGAGCUUUACCCAACAGUACUCAGGAACACAGCAACAGGCACAUGCACUACUGUUUCCAGAGUGGGCAGCUGCAUUUCACCUUUUUUGUUACAGCUGAGUAUAUACUUUAAGUACCUGCCUUAUAUUACAUUAGGGACUCUGGCUGUUGUGUCUGCUUUUGCCACUCUCUUCCUUCCUGAGAGUUUUGGAAGACCUCUACCUGAAACUAUACAACAGAUGCAUAAGAGAGAAAGGUGGGUUCCUAGCAUAAAGUGCCCAUUCAUCACCAGAAAAGAACAUUCAAAACCUGUGGUGCUCCUUGAAAGUCAACUCUUACAACUUACAUGAAUGAGUUAUAAUAAAUAUUGUUACUGAGUAUCACUCCUACUGUUUACUUACCUAAAUUCUUAAUCAAAAUGUUUAUCAGUAAAUUUCAGUCACUACAAGUGGAUUUAAUCACCUUUUAGUAAGAAUUGAAAUUAGAAUUUAAAGCUUGAGUUAUACAUGUAAUUGAACAUAUGACAAUUUUGGAGUAAAUUAAAUUGUGCUUGAACUCUGAGCAUGUUAUCUUGAAUCACAAAGAUGUAUAUGAAAUAUUCACUAGAAGUGUGAAAUGUGAAGCUAAAGGUGCAGUUGUAUGAUCAAACUGUAAACAGGCUACUGGUUCUGAUUAAAACUUUGUUUUAUGUAUA
Messenger RNA from Micropterus dolomieu (smallmouth bass), 2302 nucleotides. Its product is annotated as solute carrier family 22 member 5-like. The record is from RefSeq and is a predicted model, not a curated record. Gene Ontology annotation, cellular component: membrane. Bases 276 to 1958 code for a protein of 560 amino acids. Gene Ontology annotation, biological process: transmembrane transport. The transcript has 12 exons. NCBI's taxonomy places the organism in Eukaryota, Metazoa, Chordata, Actinopteri, Centrarchiformes, Centrarchidae. Gene Ontology annotation, molecular function: transmembrane transporter activity.